CCAGAGACGUCCGAAGACCGGGAAGGAUGGUGAAACAGAGGGACGAGGCAUCUGGGUCCCCACCAGAUGAACUACAGAGAUCCAAGAAGCGGAAAAAAAGGAAGCGGAAGCGCGGAAGCCGAGGACGCAGACGGCCGAGAGCGGAGAGGAAGCAGACUGCCGAGAGCAGACCGGAAACGGGGGCGCGCAGGCCGCGUGUUCCUCACCCUCCUGCUGAUGAGCGCUGACCUGGGCCUCCUUCCCCCCGCGGGUGGGGGCUCCGGGGAUGCGUGCAUUUAUCAGUACUUGGAUAACUGUGGUAAUUCUAGACUGGCAGCCUUAGAACAGACUAUGCUAUGGCUAGGUGAUGAACUGCAGCUCACCCAACUCUAUCUGCAACUCCAAUGUCAUUACAAGUAUGCGCCUCUCUGUGUUACCUCGCUUCAGGUUAACGCUACUAAUGACACCCGCUUUGCCGGCGAUUGGCCGAAGGUGAGGGCAGCCCUCCAAGGGGUGCUUCUUGCCAAAAACGCCUCCAGCGACGUACAGCAGCUCUCCAUGUUCCUGAAAGAAAUGCACAACAUCUCUGCACACUUUGAGGAGGAAUGUGCCAAGGAGGCCUUGGACUUGACCAGGUGGCUUGAGAGUCUCGUCAGCUUCCAAUGGUUCACUGCGCUCCUGGGGCCCGUAGCUUUCCUCAUCCUCCUCUGCCUUUUCCUGCCCUGCCUAUUGCGCUGCAUUUGCUCUAUGCUGCGUCGCGCUAUCCUUGACGCCAAGGCCGAUCUCCAUGCCCUUAUCCAGACCCCAAGAGACCACCCUGCCAUAGAGACCUCCCCUCUGUAAACAAAAAGGGGGAGUUGUUAGGGCCCAGCUCUGGACCGUGGCCUCCUGUGGGGUA
This is a messenger RNA of Vombatus ursinus (common wombat), 877 nucleotides long. RefSeq names its product endogenous retrovirus group K member 18 Env polyprotein-like. NCBI's taxonomy places the organism in Eukaryota, Metazoa, Chordata, Mammalia, Diprotodontia, Vombatidae. Gene Ontology annotation, molecular function: structural molecule activity. The coding region runs from base 67 to 822 and encodes 251 amino acids. The record is from RefSeq and is a predicted model, not a curated record. The transcript is spliced from 2 exons.